UAAUCUACAAUGGCGAUUGCCAGUCCUCCAGACUGGUCACUUGCUUGCAUAAACUGCAGCAAAAAAUCAUACAAACCCACCUUCAAUUCAACCUGCACAGCCCUUCCCAUUCUCUCUCUUCUACUCUCAAAUUCACGAGUUUUAAUAGCAAGAUCCUCCAGUUGCUCAUCACCAGUGUUAGAAGAUGCACCCAACGAUCCACCCAUGGUCCAAUUGGAUCUAAAGUUUCAAGAUCUUCGUCUUUCUUCGAUCCCCGAAAGCAAGGAUUUAAAUGGGUUCAUAUCCACUUUGCUCAAAGAUCCACAAACCGAAGAGCUCGCAUUUGAAUACUAUGAGAAAGCGAAGGAAAAAACCGAGUUUAGACCUCAGAAAUCAACUUUAAAGCAUCUGAUCAGGUACUUGAUAAGUUCGAAGGACUGGAGUUCAAUAUUGUCAGUGACUCAGGAUUUUGAAAAUUUCAAAGUACUGCCUGAUAGCUCUACAUGUUGUAGAUUAAUUAGUAGCUGCAUUAAAGCUAGAAAAUUCAAACUUGUACAUACCCUGCUUGAAGUUUUUAAAUAUGAUACAGAAAUUGCUGUUUUAGCAUUUGAUUCAGCAAUGAAAGGCUAUAACAAGCUUCACAUGUAUAGUAGCACGAUUGGUUUGUAUGAAAAUAUGAAAUCUGCUUGCGUUUUUUCCAACCCCGGAUGUUAUUGCAAGGUAAUGGAAGCAUAUCUCAAAGUGGGAAAUAAUGAGAGAGUUGUUUCAUUGUUUCAAGAAUUUGAAAAUAGAAGAAUAGUUUCUAGUUCUACAGAAUUUCUUAGUGAAAUUUAUUGGAUGUUGUGUGAGUCACUAGGGAGAUCAGGGAAACCUUAUGAAGCCCUUGAGUUCUUCAGAGAAAUGACACAGAAGGGUGUUCCUGAGAAUCCUUCAUUUUACUCUUCCUUGAUUUGUUCAUUUGCAAGCACUCGAGAAGUCAAAAUGGCGGAAGAGCUUUUAAAAGAAGCAGAAAAGAAUAAAAUGUUGAAGGAUCCGGCUGUGUUUUUGAAGCUUGUAUUGUUGUAUGUUGAAGAAGGGUUGAUGGAAAAAACUCUUGAAAUUGUUGCAGUUAUGAAACGAGUGAAGAGCAGAGUUUCUGAUUGCAUUUUCUGUGCAAUUGUUAAUGGCUUCUCUAAAAGAAGAGGGGUUAGAGCUACAAUUAAGGUUUAUGAGGAGUUGCUCUUGCAGGGUUGUGAUCCGGGCCAAGUUACAUACGCCUCAAUUCUAAAUGUAUACUGUCGAAUUGGGCAAUAUUCAAAAGCCGAGUUGGUGUUUUCUGAGAUGGAACAAAAGGGGUUUGAUAAAUGUGUCGUGGCUUAUUCUAGCAUGGUUGCAAUGUAUGGAAAAACAGGUAGGUUGAGAGAUGCAAUAAGACUCGUAGCUAAGAUGAAAGAAAGAGGUUGUCAGCCUAAUGUUUGGAUUUAUAAUUCUCUAUUGGACAUGAAUGGGAAGGUCUUGAACUUAAAGCAGGUGGAGAAGAUAUGGAAGGAGAUGAAGAGAAGGAAGGUUGUGCCUGAUAAAGUUAGUUAUACCAGUGUUAUAAGUGCUUAUAGUAAGGCAAGGGAGUUUGACCUGUGUGUGAAACAUUACCAGGAGUUCAGGCUUAAUGGUGGAGUGAUUGAUAGGGCAAUGGCUGGAAUCAUGGUUGGGGUGUUCUCGAAAAUGAAUAGAGUCGAUGAGUUGGUUAAGCUUUUGCGAGACAUGAAAAUGGAAGGGUCUCAGUUAGAUGGGAGGCUUUAUAGGUCAGCUUUGAAUGCUUUGAGAGAUGCUGGGCUGUUAGUCCAGGCAAAAUGGUUGCAGGACAGCUUUCAUGCAACCUGACUUACAUAUUGACUGCCAAUGGGUAGCUAAAAGAGGGUUUUGUGUCUGUCAAAACGGUUGGAAAAAAAAAAAGGUUUCGAUUGGGAUAGCCUGUAGAGAGUACCCUGGGAAAUGCCUAUGUAAUUAUUCUGUAAUUGCAUUGUAUGACAUUUCAUGACCAAUUAAGCCUGUGGCAGAAAAUACACGUUCUAGCUAUACUGGAUUGUUUGUCCAUGAAGUGAACAAGGGGUGGUUAAAACGCAGAUGUCUUCAAAUAUUGGGAAAAGGAUGCCUACCACGUACUUUUCUGAGACUCUUGUCUGUGUGGUAGUCUUGUGUGCCAGUUCCGAAUCGAUUGUUUGAUGCCCAGGAAGGCCCCUCCACUCAUGAAACCGUUCCCAAUCCGUCCCCAGGCCGGCUUGCAGACCCCUCUGAACAGCUCGAGCAAUCAAUAGAUAGCCAACCGGCUGUGUCUGCGUGUGUUUAUCUAUAUUCUCCUCCUCAUGCAAGGCAUGCUGGUUAGUGCCCUACUUUGUGAAGUCAUGAUUUUUUUUUUCUCACUAAUGUAAGUGCAUUUGAAUGGAAACGAUUCAAUAAUUUGACUGUACUAAGUUGUAUAAUAUUAUAAAGAUAAUCCUUAGUUGUGUGAU
Ilex paraguariensis (yerba mate) is the source of this 2468-nucleotide messenger RNA. The record is from the annotation of a GenBank genome assembly. Lineage: Eukaryota; Viridiplantae; Streptophyta; Magnoliopsida; Aquifoliales; Aquifoliaceae.